Messenger RNA from Phanerochaete carnosa HHB-10118-sp, 4104 nucleotides. RefSeq lists its product as uncharacterized. NCBI's taxonomy places the organism in Eukaryota, Fungi, Basidiomycota, Agaricomycetes, Polyporales, Phanerochaetaceae. The transcript has 3 exons. The record is from RefSeq and is a predicted model, not a curated record. Bases 526 to 3402 code for a protein of 958 amino acids. Gene Ontology annotation, cellular component: mating projection tip.
UACGAAUGGGUGUUACGCUUUAGUCGCCAGAGGCAUACACCGUCAUUGUCUCGCUAUGCUCACCGACAUUGAGGACGUCGGCGAUAUGAGGCGCCGGCGGGUCAAACGGCGACCAAGCACCGGCAAACAAAGACCGUCGGGAAGGAAGCGCUUGUUCGGGCUCUUGUCCUGCGACUAGCGCGUGCUCACCUUCGGACCUCUCGCAAAGUAUCGUAUAUCUACCAUCGCGAGGAGCACUGCACUUGUGUGCUGCUUGCUCGUCAAAACGCCGAAGAAUGCAGAGCGGAACGGGUGCACUGCAUCCGGAUAAGGGACGCUUUAUUGUCUUCCGCCUUACCGAGAACAAUGAAGGCCAGCAGCCUUCCGGCACAAUGAGAGGCCUUCUCUCAUAAGGCAUGCCUGUCGCCACACUCCUGUCGUUUGCACGGCCUUGUUGUGCGCGCCGUCGUCUCUCUCGCCGUCUUUUCACGACCUCCAACGUCUUCCCCCUUCCUCCCAGUCGCCGGCCGACCUCCUUCGACAAGCAUGUCUGCGACAGCGCCUGUUUACGACCCUCGUUCGACACACCACACCACACUAACACCAUAUCUGCAACUGCCACACCUCCUCUCCCUGACGUGGCUCGCGUAUCCAAUUCUCUCGCUUCUCUUUGUCGCGUUUCGCCUCCAACUUUCGUCUGCCUCUGCCCAGGACGCGGUAUCAAGCGCGAAAGAUGACCUUCUUGCAAGCUGUCAGGCAGCUGAGAAAGCCGCCACCGCCGCUGCUAGCAUGCCCCGGUAUAUGGCUGCCGCUACAAAUGUCCGCAUCACCGAAGCCGUGAAUGGGACUAUGAACGGCGCACGUGCAGCCCUCGUGCUCGCGCUGACGGUCAUGGAAGCUAUCAUCAACUUCAUAGUCGACAUGUACCGCUCGACCUUUCUCUGUUUUCUCGAGCUUGUGGUGAGGGGUGCACUAUCGAUUCUCAUUGGGGCGGUGCAAGAGUUCAACAGCUUUCUCUCUAAUACUUUUAGUAGUCUGCGUACCUCCAUCCAAGAUGACGUCCAAACCGCCAACAGCGCCAUUACGACAGCCAUCAAUGCGAUAAACAAGGUCAACCCAUUUGGCAACAUUACCGUCCCUCAAAUCAGCGUACCGAGCUUAAACUCGUUGCAAAACGUAACACUUCCCUCGGACUUUGAGAAUGCUUUGGUAACGCUCAACAAUUCCCUGCCUACAAUCUCGGACCUCAAGUCGACGAUCGACGAUAUCAUUGAUACCCCGUUCGAGCUUGUCAAGAAAGACAUCAAUGAUACCUUUGCUGGGCUGACCUUCGAUGCGUCUGUGCUUCCUGUGCCUGCUCAGAAUACCGUCGAAUUCUGUAGUGAUAUGGACACGUCUGUGGUCGACGAUCUCGGACACGACCUCGUCAAGAUAACCAAGAUUGGUACUGUCAUACUGAUCGCCGUUGCCAUAUUGCUUAUUGCCGCCCACUGUGCUCUGGAGUGGUACAAGUGGCGCUGUCUCAAGAAUCACCUGCGUUUCACCCGCGAGGCAUGGACGUCGGACCCGUCUGUCACGUAUACCGGAAACAAAAGCGCGCCGACGGUGCACCUCAGCGAUCACAACUUGAUGAUGUUGCAGGGGAACAUGCAGCACCCGCUGUUGACCAAGAUUGCCAACCGCAUCGCGCGGCUCCUACGCUUUAGCCCAUCGCAAUACGUCCACCUAACGUGGUUCUUCCACUACGUCUUCCACCCUCCUGCACUCGCCUGCUUCCUCAUUGGCUUCUUCGGUCUGCUCUCGGUACAGAUUCAGCUCAUCGCCAUUGGGCCACUAGAGCACAAGUUCAGCCAGCAAGCCGCUGCCUCGGUGAACGACUUCCAGAACACUAUCGCGACGUCGAUAAACGCAAGCAUGUACAAUCAGAGCGCUACAUACGCGAACGACAUCAAUGGACGUGUGGAUCAGGUUCAGAGCACCGUGAACGAUGGACUUUUUGGAUGGGUCAAUGGCACGACGACGACGCUGAACGACACGAUCAACGCGUUCUACACGGACAUCCAGGACGCGGUUAACACUGUGUUCAACGGCACUAUUCUCCAGGAGCCCAUCGACGAGUUCAUCCGCUGCUUCAUUGGCAGCAAAGUCAACGCGAUCGAGAGCGCCCUCACUUUCCUCCACAACAACCUCUUGAUCGACAUCCCGCGCGUCAACGAUUCCGUGCUUGUACUUUCCCCAGAUGACAUCCGCGAAGUCACGCAGCCCAUCGCUACGGCUGCGAUUGGUGGCGGUAACAACAACAGUCAGGGCGUCAUCGGCAAGCUUGUGAACACCUACGUCGCCUCGCUUGAGAAGGAGCGCAUCAUGUUCAGCAUAUUCAUGGACCUGUGGGGGUUUGUCGUCCUUAUGGCGCUCUCAGUCAUCUUCUGGCACUCGUAUGGGCGUGACUGGGUGCAAGCUUACAAGAAACGCCGCUGGCGCAAGACACAGCGCGCGGGUAUCAAUGACGUUGUCAUGCCCUUCCGCGACUCCGGCCAUGAGGCUCAAUCUCAGGACAUGGGCGGAGACGUAGAGAAGAUGCACCGCGUUGACCUCCCGCCCUCUAUGACGCGGAUGUCGCUAACCGACAAGAACAAGCUGCACCCCUACGGACAGAACCGCAAUCCCCAGCUUGGUAAGUCCUGGGAGUCGUUCCUAGACCAAGCCCAAGCCCAGUCUGCUCCCGAGCCCAAGUCCCGUUCCGCGAUCAGCCUGCGCAAGUCUCAGGCCUUACCACCAAGCAGCCCGACCCCGGGUGUAUCGAACUCCCCAACUGAGCCUUGGCACAAGCGUUUCUUAACGGCCUUUUGGCGACGCAAGGCAUCCCCGGACGAAGAGCAAACAGGCGAGAAAAGCCCUACACCUAACUUGAGCAUGCGCGAGAAGCCGCGCCCGCAGCUCAUAAUCACGACGAGUGACGGCGACGUCGAAACGCUGACGGACAACGAUGAGGGCCGUGUGGAGCCGAGCUCGGCGUGGAGCGUCUCCCCGCGCAAGCCAGGCUGGCUCUCGAGCGUCGCGCCGCCGAAGCUGCCUACCCUGCGCCCGAAGCAGCGACACCGCGCGAGCGUCCCGCUCGACAUCGGUGUCACGCCCUCCGCGCCUGCCGCCGCGACACCGCUGGACAACGUCGCGCCGUUCGCGAUGCCGCUGCACCACGGCUACAACCACCCGCCGACCCCACCACCGAACAUGCAGCUCCCCGCGUACGCUGCGCCGGCGUACAUUCAGACACCCCUGUCGCCGCCUCCCCCGAAGAAGCUCGGAAUUCGCGCGUCGACACUCGACCCGUUUGCAACGCCCUUUGAUGACCGCUAUGCCGUGCGAGACGAGGUGCCUUUCUCUGGGAGGAAGAGCAUGACGAAUCCGUUUGUGGCUAUAUGAGGAGGGACUUUUGGAUACCCCCCUGCGUUUGGACAGGUUUACAUGCUCUACGUUAUCACCUCUCGCCUCGCCACUGCCAGUGCGAGGUAAUAUAGUUGCAAUGUAUAUUUUUUAUCUUUAUCAAUAACACACUAGUCCUUUCUUUACUGUUGUAGCCUUUCCUUUACAUGCACUGUAAUGUACUUCAUGCCGUCGACGUUAAUGCGAUGUCAUUUGUACCAUUGGUGCUGCUUACGGUACUUGAAAGCGCAUCGUAUCCUACGCGCAUUUAUAACUCAUCGCAGCUGUCACCUGCCUCUUCAUGAUCCUCGUCGUUCUUUGCUUUCUUUGCUUGCUUCUUCGCGCCUUGCUUCUUCACACCAGCAUCCUUGUCUAGCUUUACGCCGGCGCUCUUCACAACAGCCCUAAUCUCCUCUGUCCACGCCUCCAGAUCCACCUUCUCGUCGGCACCUUCGUCUUGACGAGCACUCUCUCCUACAUCUUUGUGGUUUUCACCCAACGCCCCAGCAAGCCGUUGAAGUACCUUCACUUCCGUAGCCCAUACAUCCCACCCUUCUCCCGGGCGAAACUGGUUUCCACGGCGUGCACCGGCCGUAGGUUCGAACGCUGGUGUCUCGAGGAUGAGGGGGAUGUCCCGUGUACGGCGGUCGUUCAAGAUGUGGGCGAAGGUCUGAAGGCCGAGAUGACCUCUGCAGGCAAACC